Molecule: messenger RNA, 534 nt
Organism: Vicia villosa (hairy vetch)
Lineage: Eukaryota; Viridiplantae; Streptophyta; Magnoliopsida; Fabales; Fabaceae
Exons: 2
Coding region: 1-534 (177 amino acids)
Molecular function (GO): catalytic activity
Source: RefSeq, a predicted model, not a curated record
AUGGAAAGCAUUCGGAUUUCGCUUAAGUUUGAAGCUUGUUUAACUGUCGAAGUCGAAGGUAGAAGUGGCGGUCUUGCGGAGGAUUGGCGGUUAUCGUGCUAUUACGGCUUUCCUGACCGUAGUAGACGUAAGCUUGCGUGGGAUAUGUUGAGGGAUGUGAGGAACAUGUCGAAUAUGCCCUGGUGUAUCAUCGGAGACUUCAAUGAUCUCUUGUCUCAAGAAGAUAAACGCGGUAUUCAUCCGCACCCGAACUGGCUUUGUUCGGUUUUUCGACAAGCGAUUAGUGACUGUGAUUUGGUGGAUAGCCCUCUGAUAUGUUGUCAAUUUACAUGGGUCAAGAGUAGAGGUUCUGAGCAUAUGAUUGAAGAAAUACUUGACAGAGCGUUCGCGACUCCAGAGUGGUUGAACUUAUUUCCUACUGUAUCUCUUACAAACCUUAUUGCCUCUUAUUCGGAUCACAGUCCCAUUCUGCUUUCCUGUAAAAUAGUGCAGACCUUAUGUCGGGAUAUUAAGUUUCGGUUCGAAAAUAGUUGA